Drosophila navojoa is the source of this 1391-nucleotide messenger RNA. RefSeq names its product methylthioribose-1-phosphate isomerase. Gene Ontology annotation, molecular function: S-methyl-5-thioribose-1-phosphate isomerase activity. The record is from RefSeq and is a predicted model, not a curated record. Lineage: Eukaryota; Metazoa; Arthropoda; Insecta; Diptera; Drosophilidae.
ACGUUCAGUUGCGCCCUGGUCAUAAAUUCUGGCAUAAAUGCUGUUGCUCUGACGCCGCUGAAUAGGAAUUGAAGCAGCCGCCACUUUCCGCUGAAUUGUUAGUCGUAUAGUACAAAUUGUAUAGGAUGAGCCUCCAAUCCAUCAAAUAUCAGCGCGGGAGCCUGGAGAUACUCGAUCAGCUGCUUCUGCCCGUCGUCUCCAAGUAUCUGCCGGUGCGUGGCGUCGAGGAUGGCUGGAAGGUGAUCAACAAGAUGCAGGUGCGGGGCGCUCCGGCUAUAGCCAUUGUGGGCUGCCUCUCGCUGGCUGUUGAAAUCUAUCCAGAGGAGUUUAGUAGCAAAAAAUCGCUGCGUCAGGAAAUCGAGGGCAAGCUAAACUAUUUGGUUUCCGCACGGCCCACGGCUGUUAACAUGAAAAUUUCCGCUGACGAGCUAAUCACGCUAGCCAACGAGCUCACCAAGGAUGAUGCCAUAACGGUGGGCGAGAUGAAGCAAAGAUUCCUGAAGGCCACCGAGGCCAUGCUGGAAAAAGACAUUGCCGACAACCGUGCGAUUGGCGCUAAUGGUGCUAAGGCCAUAUUGGAGCAUGUGGCUGAGGCGACGGGUGUGGCUACAGCUGGUCCCGUGCGUGUGUUGACGCACUGCAACACGGGGUCUCUGGCCACAGCAGGUUAUGGCACAGCGCUGGGCGUCGUGCGGAACCUAAGCGAGCUAGGCAAGCUAGAGCACGUUUACUGCACGGAGACGCGACCGUAUAACCAGGGCGCACGCUUGACCGCAUAUGAGCUGGUGCACGAGAAGCUACCCGCCACUCUGGUGCUUGACAGCAUGGUUGCGGCGCUGCUGCGCGUGAAGAAUAUUGCAGCAGUAGUCGUGGGCGCGGAUCGGGUGGCUGCCAAUGGAGAUACGGCUAAUAAAAUUGGCACCUAUCAAAUAGCAGUGGUGGCCAAGCACCAUGGCGUACCGUUCUAUGUGGCUGCACCGCUGACCUCCAUCGAUCUGCAGAUACCCAGCGGUGAUCACAUCAUAAUCGAGGUGCGACCCGACCGCGAAAUGACGCACGUGGGCGAGCAUCGGAUUGCGGCGCCGGGCAUUAAUUGCUGGAACCCCGCCUUUGAUGUGACUCCCGCUUCUCUCAUCACUGGCAUCAUCACGGAGCAUGGCGUCUUCAAGCCGGAGGCGCUCAAAGCGGAGAUCACCAAGCUGCUUGGGUUAUAACAGCUGCACAAACUGUUGUUUCUGUUGUUAAUAUUUGCGUUAAAUGAAUGCACUCCAGUUGCAAAAAGCACCGCACAGACAGUCAGAGCCACACGGAACCACAUGCAAAUGGGGAGGCAGCCAGCUGGCUUUUGUAUAUGUAAAUCGGCGCUAAACGAAAAUAUACAAUGCACAUUA